ACACAAGUUCUGUAGUCUGACACUGAGAGACAAGACAUCAGCGGGAGAAAGAGACGCAGCACAGAUAUUGAAAGCGGUGCAGAGAAAGGUGCACCUUCAGACACUGAGGGAGAAAUCAGAGCUAGACAGAAUGACCCCCAGGGAGAGAAUGAGGCUGAGGAAGCUGCAGGCUGCCGACGACAAGGCCAGGAGGCUUAGGAGACUUGCUGAGGAGAAAUACCAGGAAAACCACUUCCGAAUGCAGGAGCUGAGGAGCCGCCAUUUCGAGAAAGUCAGUUUGGACGUCUUGAAUGAGAGUGCAGGAGAUGCAGCCCACCAGACUACACCAAUCACAGCUGAGGACUACCGGUCGCUGGGUUGCUCACAACCAAAGGGAAGGCAGCAGCAGGACAUGAUGCGAAUGUCUGAGCCAGUAGGGCGUGAGAUCCCAGAGGACCCUCAGACUGCAGAGGUGUAUUAUUACAUGGAUGGAUUUGAGUCCUGCACUGAUGAAGAGGAGGAGGAAAGAGAGGAAGGGGACACCGUGACCUCAGAAACCCUCUGUCAUACCUAUGGACAGGAGCUGGCGUCCUCUUAUGAGCGGUCCCGUAAGGAUUAUUCCUGCGAGGUUCGCACUCUUUGCCACCUGGUGUGCGAGCCCGGCGAGACCCUGCCGCUGGUUACCUGGAGGACGCCCGCGGUCGGAGUGCCUUCUUCCUCUCGACGCGGCGAGUUCUUUUUUGUUAAGAAGAAGGGCGGCCUCUGCGCCCGCGUGGGUUAUCGAGGGCUGAAUGACAUAGCG
This is a messenger RNA of Oncorhynchus gorbuscha (pink salmon), 781 nucleotides long. Its product is annotated as serine/threonine-protein kinase Nek11-like. The transcript has 7 exons. The annotation marks the transcript as partial. The record is from RefSeq and is a predicted model, not a curated record. NCBI's taxonomy places the organism in Eukaryota, Metazoa, Chordata, Actinopteri, Salmoniformes, Salmonidae.